AUGGUCAGGUCGCCUGGACCUUUUGCUAAGUUUGGAUAUAAGUGUAACCCGUUACCGCUUCAUCUUGAUCGACUGACUGUCAGAACCUAUGGUAUGGAUGAAGAACUUCUGAAGAGAGAACUGAAAACCACAACAUUGAAGCCAUUUGGAAGUGGUGGUCGUGGCUGCAUCAGCAAUGGACAAGGAUAUGAAACUGACCAAGGCAGAGUGUUUAUUAAAGUCAACAACGAAUCACAGGCUCGUCGUAUGUUUGAUGGAGAAGCUGCUAGUUUGGAGGCUAUGUACACAGCUGCUGAAGUCAAAGUACCCAAACCAAUCAAGGUUUUUGAUAUUCCAGGCGGUGGAGCAGCCAUAGCCAUGGAGUACCUCGAUUUGUCAGGCAGUCUCUCAAGACACGCUGGUCUUCUGGGUCAGCAGCUUGCGAGACUCCAUCAAAAGAAUGAGAAGGUUGGUGAAGAGUUCAAAAAGAAAGACAGUUCGGUACACAGAGGAUCCGUAGACCUGAAAUACAUCGACAGAUUUGGGUUUGACGUGGAAACCUACUUAGGGUACUAUCCCCAGGACAAUACCUGGAACGACGACUGGGUGAAGUUUUAUGCUCGGAAGAUUGAACAGCAGCUCGAGUUUGUGAAAGGUGAUCGAGAAGCUGAGGAUCUGUGGUCGCAGAUUUUGCCCAGACUGGACUCGUUCUUUAAAGAUGUUAAUGUUAAACCAGCCUUACUUCAUGGAGAUCUGUGGUUGGGUAAUGCUAAAGCGGACAAAUUAGGUCCUGUGAUAUAUGACCCUGCCAGUUUCUAUGGGCACUCAGAGUAUGACUUGUCUUCAGCCAACAUGUUUGGAGGAUUCAGUUCGGCUUUCUUCCAGGCCUACUUCCAGGUGAUACCAAAGUCUCCGGGAUACGAAAUACGACAGCAGCUCUACGAGGUGUUUAAUUACUUGAACCACUGGAACCAUUUUGGUGGUGGCUACAGAGACUCAUCAAUAUCUACAAUGAAAGGACUUCUGAAAAAUACAAAGAUCUAGCUCUUCUUGACAUUUGCGGAUUAGUUUUUAUACUCUAUACUUUUUUUUUUGCAAAAUCUGUAUAAAGCUUUAUGAUGGUCCAUUCAAGCAAGCUUUCUGAGCAGUUCUCCAGUGAAAUUACAGCUAUAUUGAAAAGAAAAAGGAUUAUCUCCCAGAUUCUCAGUUUUAGAGACACAGAAUGUCUUAUCUAACUGUUUUAUGUUAAUCAGAUAUUGUUCCUUCCUUGCCAAAUGGCAUGGAUGACUUUCUGAAGAUCUCUCAGUUUAAGUGAAAGUGAUACUAGUCAGGUUUCCAAAAGAAAAUGAAAUGACCAAUGUAGAAAAUAAAAGAGAGCGAACGAGACCAUCAGGGAGAGAGAGGGUGUGUCUGGCCAUUUGCUCCUAAUAUAUGUCAUUGCUAAAUAAAACGAUUACUUUAUUAAUCAC
Molecule: messenger RNA, 1448 nt
Organism: Gigantopelta aegis
Lineage: Eukaryota; Metazoa; Mollusca; Gastropoda; Neomphalida; Peltospiridae
Product: ketosamine-3-kinase-like
Exons: 7
Coding region: 1-1023 (340 amino acids)
Source: RefSeq, a predicted model, not a curated record